AUGGCGACCGCGGAGGGCGGCGUGCGCGCGGGGCGGGCGUCCUGCCCCGGAGCCCGGCCUGGCGGGGCCCAGUGCCGCGCCGCAGGAGCGGUGGGGCCGCCCCCGGGACGGAGCGGCGGCGGAGCCCCGCGGUCCGGGGAGCGCACCCCCGCGGCCGUGGAGAAGCGGGGCCCGUACAUGGUGGCGCGCGCUCCCUCCCUUCAGGCCAAGCUGCAGAAGCACCGGGAGCUGGCCAGGGCGGUGCUGCGGAGGAAGGGCGUCCUGGGGGCCGCGGCCUUCCGCCCCGACUCGUCGGCGAGGAGGUCGGUCAAGUUUAACAAGGGCUACACGGCGCUCAGCCAGAGUCCAGAUGAAAACCUGGUGUCCCUCGACUCGGACAGUGACGGGGAGCUGGGAUCCAGAUACUCCUCCGGGUACUCCUCUGCAGAGCAGGUGACCCAGGAAGUGAGCCGGCAGCUGCUGCAGGACGGGUAUCACCUGGAUGAGGUUCCUGACGACGAGGACCUGGACCUCAUCCCCCCUAAGCCUGUGGCCUCUUCCGCGUGCUCCUGCUGCUGGUGCUGUCCUGGGGACUCUUCGUGCACCCUGCAGUAGGCACGGCCGCCCACGCGCCCUGCUCGCAGAGCGCAGCAGAACACUGGAGGCACUGGCCCCUGCGAGGCGGCAGGUGCAAUUCUGCACUUUCCCCUGCUGCUGAGCAGACCUGGGGCGGCGUCCUGGUUCUCGCAGUGGGUGACGCGCUGCUGUCGGGGAGGACAGGGCAAGCUGCGUGCCCGGGCUGGGCUGGGGGCGUGGGUGGAGGUGCAGAGGGCACUUCACGGCUGUGGCUGGGACCAGUUCCGGGAACUCCAUGUGCCCUCCUCCCCUCCCCGGCUCUGAGAUGGGCUGCCGUUGCUGCUGUUAGACCUUUGUCCUUCAGGUUGCACCUGUCUGGCUAUGGCAGGGGACAGGAAGGUGGCCUGAUGGCUUCCAGUAUGCCUGGCCGUGGGUGGGGCCUGCCCACCUGGGCCAGCUGUCGGGUGGGUUUAGUGACGGUCAGCCCCUCCCCGGCUGGCCCUGGAAGCCUGCGGUGUUGUGUUUGCCAGGAGAGGGAGCUGCACGGAGCAGUCAGUGUGCUGGUGCACCUGUGUGGGUUUAGGCCUAAACCGAUGCUCACAGGAUGGGGGGGACCUAAGGCAGGUCUGGGCCCCACCUGGGGACAUCAUGUGACAGAGCAGAUCAUGUGACAGGCUCCAGGGGCCGCUCUCCCCAGCACAGCACAGCCUCUCUGGCCCUGGCCGGGGCACAGCACGCGGGCAUUGUUUCCCACGACCCCGUGGACGGCAGUCUGCUAUUCCAGGCCUCUCUCUGGAGUUUUCCCGUGGCCUCCUUGUUUUGUGUGAAUGGGAGUGGAUCGCCUCCCCAGGCCGAGGCAAGGCAGGAUGGGGAAUGAGGUGAUGAGGCCCUGUGGCCACUAGAGGUAGACGGACGGCACGGGCUCCUCUGCAGGCUGCUGGGGAGAGCCCUGCUUGUCGCCUGUCCGCUGUCCUCGGGGAGUCCCUGCUGGGGCUUGGUGGGCGUGUCUGUGUGUGUCAGUGUGAGAGGCCAAGGGGACUCCCCUGUCCAGAGCCAUGGCUGGCCUACUCUGCUGGCGGCUUCAUAAGGAGACGGGACUGAGCUGGGCCGUUCACCGGGGCCUGGGCUGCAGGGCCAGGUGGUGACCCUGUGCUGCCCAGCCUGCAGGGCGCGGGAACCCUCCAUUCGGAAUCUGUGUCCGGGCCUUCCUGCUUCUGCAGAGGUGAUGUGGGAAGGGAUCGGAUGUAGGGCAGGUCCGACAGUGGGGGCGCCCAGGGCAGCCAGCUGUGGAGCCACACUCUGGGCAGCUGGUCAGGGAGGAGGAGCCUGGGAGAGCAGGUGGCAGGCCUGCAGAAGCAAGGCCCGAGUGCUGUGGUCCGCGCUGGUGUGCUUGGCUGUGGCCAACCCUGGAGAGACGGACGGGUCCAGGACUGGGCCACCUGUGUACGAGCACAGUGCCUCGUAGAGGCACAGCAGGCCCAGAGCAAGGGGCCGCAGUGAGGCAGGGCGCAAACGGUUGGUCACGUGGGGCCAGGGCCGCAGGCCGAAACACCCACAGAGGCACGGAGCCGCACUGCCUCACUUCCGAGGGCUGGGUGUCUGCAAGGAGGCGCCGCACGGGGUUUGCGCCACUCGGCUGCUCUCGUCCCGCUCUGUAUGUUACAAUAAACGCGGUCCUGCUGCUUGAGCGGCGUUGCUGUUGCACUGGGUGUGUAGGCCUGGGUAGCCGCUGCCCUGCGGUGGCGCCCCCUGCUGGCUGCCCCCUGUGCCUGCGAUGAGCAGGCCCUCGCCGGUCACUCCUUGGGGUGGGCUCCCUUUCGCAGACCCUUCCUGUCUGGCUCAUCUGUAUUUUCUUAACUGAGAGGAUUUGGAAGCCAAAAAACCAAAACACUUCCUCAAGGUGGUUUCCUGGAACUGCACUGCGCACGGGCGAGCGUGGGGUCCAGACCCUCGCCCCCAGCAAGGAGCCGGAGGCCUGCGCGUGCCUGGGCUUGCAGGACAGAGGGGAUGCCCUCUGAGGCGCUCCCUGCCGGCUCAGGGGAGGUGGCUGGGCUUCCCCUCACACAGGAAACACUGUUCCCGAGGCGGGGCUUCUGGUCAGCAGGUCCAUCUCUGCAGGCCGUGUGCAGCUACUCAGGUUGCCCUGUGGCCUGCACACAGCCAGGCAGUGCACAGACCCACAGCCAUGGCCAGGAGCUGGCUGCUGACCCUGGCCACAGGCCCCUGCCUCCCCACUCCCCAGGGAACCUGAGGUAGCAAAGCACGAGUGGUACGGGGUAGCCUCGGCCUGCAGUGAAGGUGGCCUCGCCCAGGGCCAGCACUCGGUACGGGGUAGCCUCGGCCUAGCAGUGAAGGUGGCCUCGCCCAGGGCCAGCACUCAAGAUGCUGGCAUCCCCCACGAGCAUUGUUCCACGUCCCAGCUGUUCUAACGAGCCUUGGGAAACAGCAAAGGAUGGCCCUAGUGCUUGGGCCCCUGCCACCCACACAGAAAACCCAGAGGAAGUUCUGGGCUCCUGGCUUCGGCCUGGCCCAGCCCCAAGCUGGUACAGCCAUUUAGAGCCCAUCAGCAGAGGGGAGGUCUCUGUCGUUCUGCCCUUCAAGUGGUCUGAGAAGAUGCCCUUGUCCCACACAGGGCUCCUGGGCUGAGUCCCAGCUCCACUCCUGCCAGCUCAGGACCGAGGAGGCCGUGGUAACCCACAUGGAGACCUGCAGUGAGCUCCUGGCCCAGGAAGGCUGCUAUGGGCGUUUGGGCAAUGAACCAACAUGUUGAAUUUUGUCUCUUUUCCUCCUCUCAAAUAAGUACAAAUUAAAAAUUGGGCUGGCGCUGUGGCGUAGCAGAUAAAGCCACCGCCUGCAGUGCUGGCAUCCCAUAUAGGCACCAGUCUGAGACCCAGCUGCUCCACUUCUGAUCCAGCUCUCUGCUAGGCCCUGGGAAAGCAGUAGAGCAUGGCCCAAAUCUUUGGGCGCCUGCCCCUACAUGGGAGACCCAAAAUAAGCUCCUGGCUUCUGGUUUUCAGAUCAGCCCAGCUCCAGCUAUUGCGGCCAUUUGGAGAGUGAACCAGUGGAUGGAAGACCUCUCUCUCUCUGCCUCUGUAACUGUCUUUCAAAUA
Molecule: messenger RNA, 3665 nt
Organism: Lepus europaeus (European hare)
Lineage: Eukaryota; Metazoa; Chordata; Mammalia; Lagomorpha; Leporidae
Gene: FAM219B
Product: family with sequence similarity 219 member B
Exons: 5
Coding region: 1-594 (197 amino acids)
Source: RefSeq, a predicted model, not a curated record